CACUCCCGCCUUACCACCAACUCCUCCGAGUGUCUAAUACACUGGAAAAUCAAAGCGCGAGCCUCCCCCGUUCACACACCAGUGUUGCGCGUGGUGCACAGCAGAGAGCCACCUUCCUUCUCCUCUCUCCUGCUGCUCUUUCAUCUGCAGGUUCAUCUAAGUUUUUUUUCUCUUUUUUUUUUUUGGACACAGCUACAUGUUAAAACUUUUCGUCUAGAACUAUUUUCAGUAUCUGGACAAACUAUUUUCCGUCCAUUUUAUUUCAUUUCAAACUUUGCAGCUUUAAAAGGGACAGGCUUUAUGAGACAAAGCAUGUCUGGAUGAGGUUAUUUUUACGCACGCCGCGGAAAUGGAACGGAGACUCCGCAGAGGCAGCUGGGUUCCGGUGACUGGUCUAGUCAUAUGUCUCCUUCUGUGUGCGUGUGUGGUGGACCUGGUCCUCGCGCAGAUUCGGUACUCUAUCCCCGAGGAGCUGGACCACGGAGCCUUUGUGGGAAACAUCGCAGAAGACCUGGGUCUAGAUGUGGCCAAGCUUUCAGCCCGCAGGUUUCGCAUUGUUUCUGGCGCAAAGAAGCAGUAUUUAGAAGUGAACUUGGAGAAUGGAAUCCUCUUUGUUAACGAAAAGAUAGACAGAGAGGAGCUGUGCGAAAGACGCCCGAGCUGUUUUCUACACCUACAAGUUGUCAUUGAAAACCCGUUAGAACUGUACAGAGUGGAAGUGGAGAUUUUGGAUGUCAAUGACAACGCUCCCAGCUUCCCGUGGACAGAGUUUAAUCUCGACAUCACAGAGUCUGCUGCUCCCGGCUCACGCUUCCCGUUAGAGAGCGCACAGGACCAGGACGUGGGCACCAACUCUCUGCGCUCCUAUCAGCUGAGCGCAAACCAGCACUUUGUGCUCAACAUCCAGACGCGCAAUGAUGGCAGCAAGUUCGCUGAGCUUGUGCUGGACACCCCGCUUGACAGGGAACAGCAAAAAAGACAUGAAAUGGUUCUUACUGCUUUUGACGGAGGUUCGCCAGAGCGCUCUGGGACAGCACUGAUAACGAUCACUGUGUUAGAUGCCAACGAUAACGUGCCUGUGUUUGACCGUUCAGUUUACAGAGCGAGCUUGGUGGAAAACGCGCCCAGGGGAACAUUGGUGCUGAAAUUAAACGCCACAGACUUGGAUGACGGCUCAAAUGGGGAAGUUACCUACGCGUUUAGCGGGCACGCACCUCUAAAGGUGCGCGAAUUGUUCAGUGUGGACCCUUAUAUGGGUGAAAUACGUGUGAAGGGCAUCGUGGACUACGAGAAAGCCAGCGUGUAUGAACUGUACGUUCAAGCAAAAGACAGAGGACCGUCGGCCGUGGCAGUACACAGUAAAGUGCUGGUGGACAUCCUGGAUGUGAAUGACAACGCUCCAGAAGUUAUCCUCACAUCAGUGUCCACACCUGUUCAGGAGGACGCGCCGCCUGGCACAGUUAUAGCUGUGAUCAGCGUCAUGGAUCGAGACUCGGGGGAGAACGGGAACGUGGACUGCCAGAUUCCGAAUAACGUCCCCUUUCAGCUCCAUUCCUCUUUUAAAAACUAUUACACGCUGGUGACGAGCGAGCCCCUGGACAGGGAGACUGUGUCUGAGUUCAACAUCACACUCACAGCCAGAGACUUGGGCUCUCCUUCUCUCUCUACCAGGAAAACAAUCCUGGUUCAAGUGUCCGACAUUAACGACAACCCCCCGCGGUUCUCUCAACCUUCAUACACAGUUUAUGUGACCGAGAAUAAUGCUCCGGGCGCUUCCAUUUGCUCUGUCUCUGCGUUUGACCCUGAUUCUAACCAGAACGCCUAUCUGUCCUAUUCUAUUCUGGAGGGUCAAAUUCAGGGCAUGCCCGUGUCCACUUAUGUCUCCAUCAAUUCUGACAACGGCAACAUCUACGCACUGCGCUCUUUUGAUUACGAGCAACUAAGAAACUUUCAGAUUCUGGUGCAGGCGCAAGACGCUGGGUUCCCUCCUCUGGCCAGCAAUGUCACAGUCAACGUGUUUGUUUUGGACCAGAAUGACAAUGCACCUGUUAUUGUCUCCCCGCUGCCCAAAAACGGCACCGUGGCCACGGAGGUGGUUCCGCGCUCGGUGGACGCGGGGUAUCUGGUUACCAAAAUCACAGCGUUAGACGCAGACGCAGGGCAGAACUCCCGGUUGUCAUACCAGGUUUUGCAGGCAACAGACCCGGGUUUGUUCAGCGUGGCUCUAUACACCGGUGAAAUCAGGACUAUUCGCCGCUUAGUUGAAAAAGAUGCAACAAGACAAAGAAUGGUCAUAUUAAUUAAGGACAACGGGCAGCCGCCGCUCUCCGCUACAGCCUCUAUUCUCCUCACAGUUGUUGACAGCGUGCCCGAGUCGCUGUCAGAUUUUGGAGACCUCACACUCAGCCCGAAACCCCCCUCAAACCUUGCCUUGUAUCUCAUCGUUUCGCUCAGCACAAUAUCGUUAAUAUUCCUGGUGGCUAUCAUAGUGCUGGCUUCAAUAAAGUGCUAUAAGGACAGGGAGACCCACAGCGGUUACAACCUCCCCCCUUUAGCCUGCUGCUGCUGCGGGGGAUUUCAGCCAGAGCCGCCCCCGGAGGUGUUCAAAAAAUCCAACCUCAACUUGCAGAUUUCAUCUGCGGCCAAAGUGCCCACAAACUGCAUGGAGGUGAAUGGAAAUAGCAGUUUUUCUCAGUCAUAUUGUUAUAAAGCCUGUCUGACCCCCGAAUCAGCCAAAAGUGACUUUAUGUUUCUGAAGCCGUGCAGCCCGAGCAGCACGCCGAGGAACAACGAGGCGAAGAGCGCGGACAACUCGUGGAACGCGCACAGCCGAAGCGCAUCCGUGAACAACGGGGCUACGACUCCGAGCGAGUUGAAACAACCGAACACAGACUGGACUCUGACAAAGACUCAGAACUCCUCGAUCAAAAGUUACAACUCCAUCAACAUGGAUGGCACACUCAUGCGUAAGGCCAUGCAUGCCGACCCAGAGAACUAUGUCACCUCCAUGGCACCUGGACAGUACUGGACAUGGGGAACUCAAAUGAAAGGCAUGAAAGAGUACAAGAUGUCUCCAUCACCUAGUGCGGUACCCUCUCGUCCCUGGACUCCUCGUUGCACGCCUCCUCCACAACAGCAGCAGCAGCAGCAGCCACCAAUUCCCUCGCAUCCACACCCACACCCACACCCUCACCCGCACCCUCACCCACACCCACAUCCACACCCACCCCCUGACUACCACCACAACGUCUACAUCCCUGGAACUCCAUCAGGCUUUUGCACCCUGCGGCCCACUGCCCAGCGAAGCGAACUGGACGUUCACAAUUCCUUCUCCACUUUUGGCAAGAAACGACGUCUUCAGAUGUCUCCGCAAGGGGAAGCUGCAGUGAUAAAUAAUGAUCUGUACAAUGACUGACUCUCCACUGGCUGCCCAUAAUUGGUGCACAAACUAAAUUCUGUAAAACAAUGCUUUGACAUGUAUAAAUGGUGUAAAAUGUUCAAAAAUACACAGAGGAAUAUAAACAUCAAAUGGAAAGUCUUAUUUGGAGGAAUUUGACCAGUCUUUUAUCUGACUUACCACUGCAACACUGUCAAUGUGUCUCUCUGUUAUCAUAUUAUAAUUAAUACAGUUAUUUUGAUCAUUGUUAUUAUUUAGACAAUCAAAGUGCAGCUCAAUCCCAUUCAAAAAGCAAAAGUGGACCAUGAUUUUGCACAUUUUUGUUUUUUCAUUCUUGUAUGUUUCUUUGCUAGCAGAGCUUAUGUAAAUAUUAUGUAAAUGCAUAUGCAAGCUGCACUAUGAUGCAGGCUCCGGUAACAAGGGGCUAUUCUCCCCUACACAUGUACUGUACACAUUUAUGAAAUUAAAGUAUUUUUUUCACUUGG
This is a messenger RNA of Fundulus heteroclitus (mummichog), 3882 nucleotides long. Its product is annotated as protocadherin. The record is from RefSeq and is a predicted model, not a curated record. The coding region runs from base 350 to 3415 and encodes 1021 amino acids. Gene Ontology annotation, cellular component: plasma membrane. Gene Ontology annotation, molecular function: calcium ion binding. Gene Ontology annotation, biological process: homophilic cell-cell adhesion. NCBI's taxonomy places the organism in Eukaryota, Metazoa, Chordata, Actinopteri, Cyprinodontiformes, Fundulidae. The transcript is spliced from 4 exons.